Durio zibethinus is the source of this 1457-nucleotide messenger RNA. RefSeq names its product translocon-associated protein subunit alpha-like. Lineage: Eukaryota; Viridiplantae; Streptophyta; Magnoliopsida; Malvales; Malvaceae. The record is from RefSeq and is a predicted model, not a curated record. Gene Ontology annotation, cellular component: endoplasmic reticulum; endoplasmic reticulum membrane.
GUUUGUUUAUUUCUUUUAACAAAAAAAUUUUUUUUUUCUACAAACGGAUGAUUUGCUGUUAUCUGUUGCCAUUGCCUUGGGGCUUCAUUUUGUAUCUUUAUUAUUUUUAUUAGAGCUUUUAGAGAUUUAAAAGUUGAUGAUGGAAAAUAUGGGUUGCUUGAUUUUUAGGAACUCUAAAAAAAACAGAAAAUAUAAUUGUAAUUUAGUCGUGGAUAAAUCAAAAUCAUUUAGAACCAGAAAACGAUACCGUCAUCAUCUUGUUUCUCAGGACUCCAAAACGACACCGUGGAGCACGAAUGAACGAACAAGCAGUGGUAGUGUUAUAUAAGGACGCCAUUGACCGAAGAGUCAACGUUUGGCUUGGUCUGUCUGUGUGUUCGGCUCUCAGUUAUUUGAAAAAGAAAAAAAAACUCUCGCAAAUGGCGAUGAUAAAUUUCAGGGUUUUCUUCUUAGCUCUGCUCCUCCUCGCUUCUCCUCUCCUUCAAGUUGCUAGGUGUCAAUUAGAAUCAGAGGCAGAUGUUGCAGAAGCUGUUGAAGGAGGUGAUCUUGGGAUUGUUGGUGAGGAUGUUCAGGAUUUUAGUGAUGGGAAUUUUGGCCCAGCUCCAGGUGUUGAAACUGUCUGCGUUUUCCCCAAAAAUAGCGCCAAAUUGGUUGUCGCUGGAGAAGAGACAGAACUCCUUGUUGGGAUGGAAAAUGUUGGGGAGUCACCUGUGAAUGUCAUUGCUGUCAAAGCCAGUGUUCAUCUCCCUUUUGAUCAUCGUAUGCUUGUUCAAAAUCUUACAGCACAGGCCUUUAACAAUGCAUCUGUACCCCCUUCAGCACAAGCCACUUUCCCUUACAUAUUUGCUGUUAGCAAGUACUUACAGCCUGGAACUUUUGAUCUUGUGGGUACAAUUGUUUAUGAUAUUGACCAGCACCCAUACCAAAAUACAUUCUAUAAUGGUACCAUUGAAGUUAUUGAGGCUGGUGGUUUCCUCAGUGUUGAGUCCGUUUUUCUUGUUACCCUUGGGAUAGCACUUCUUGUUCUCUUUGGUUUAUGGCUUCAUGGUCAAUUUCAACGUAUCUCCAAGAAAACUAAGAGGGCUACAAAGGUGGAAGUCGGAACUGGGACUACUGAUGCCUCGCUGGAUGAAUGGCUUCAGGGAACUGCUUACACUCAGUCUGCUUCCAAAUUAAAGAAGAAGUAGAUGGGCAGUGCCUGUGAAGUGCAGGCUAUUGUAACUCAUGCUAGGCAUUUGGAAAUUCUAAGUGAAGGCACGGGCAGUUUGAGAAUUAGGCCAGGAAAAGACAUACCUUGCUGCUGUAGCAUUUGAAAAAAUUUUUUUUUUACAUUUUUAUUUUCUUGAGGAUGCUGGAAUCGAGCCUUUUUGAAAAACUAUGAUAUGAGACAGAAUGAUACAUUUUAUUGAACUUGAGGAAUUUUUCCAGAUCACAUGAUAUUUUCCUGCUUCAAGCCA